This is a messenger RNA of Lactuca saligna, 926 nucleotides long. The record is from the annotation of a GenBank genome assembly. NCBI's taxonomy places the organism in Eukaryota, Viridiplantae, Streptophyta, Magnoliopsida, Asterales, Asteraceae.
CGAAAUAUUCCGAGUUACUUAACUAUUUAUCCAUUGGCUCGCCCGCUACGCCUUUGUUAGAGAUAUCAGCUAUCCACCACAUGUACAAACCCUAAGCUCAAGAAACCCUAAAACGAUUAACCAUGUCGCACUUUGGAAGAGCAGGUCCGCCGGAUAUCAGAGAUACCUAUUCACUCCUCGUCCUCAACAUCACCUUUCGUACAACUGCCGAUGAUUUGUUCCCUCUUUUUGAUAAGUAUGGAAAGGUUGUUGAUGUUUUCAUCCCUAGAGAUCGCAGGACUGGGGAUUCGCGAGGCUUUGCCUUUGUUCGAUAUAAGUAUGCAGAUGAAGCCCAGAAGGCAGUGGACAAGCUUGAUGGAAGAGUUGUUGAUGGUAGAGAGAUAAUGGUUCAAUUCGCCAAAUAUGGGCCUGAUGCUGAACGAAUUCAUAAGGGAAGAAUACUAGAACCAGCUGAGAAGCUGAAGGGAAGAUCAAGGAGCCGAAGUCCAAGACCAAGUUCAAGGCAUAGAGAUGACUACAAGGACAGAAGAAGAAACCGUAGUAGAAGCAGAGACAGAUCUGAACGCGAGAGGCAUCGAGGAAGAGAUCAUUACAGAAGCCGAAGCCGAAGCAGAAGCAGAAGCAGAAGCCCUGAAUAUCGAAAAGAACGCAGCAGAAGAGGAAGAUAUGAAGAUGAAAAGGGUAGAAGUAGAAGUCGAUCUCCUAUCAGAAGCAGAUCUCCUAUCAGAAGUGCUUCCCCUGCCCGAUCACCUGCCCGAAAUAGCAUGAGCCCUAGAAGGAGUAGGAGUGCAUCUCCAAGAAGAACACCUUCAAGGAGUAGAAGUCCAGCAAGGCGUGUUGAGAAAGAUCGGUCACCUACUCCAAAAAGUGUUGGGAAAGCUGACUCAAGAAGCCCAUCACCACAUCGUUCUGAUGCUGAUGAAUGA